AUCCAGUCACUGGAUACCAAGUAAACAUCCUGAUACCUCUGAGAAGAGCCAGGAAAUGGAGUCUGUGAACAACCUCUGCAGUCAGUAUGAGGAGAAGGUGCGACCCUGUAUUGACCUCAUCGACUCUCUGCGGGCUCUGGGUGUGGAGCAGGACCUGGCCUUGCCUGCCAUCGCUGUCAUUGGGGACCAGAGUUCAGGGAAGAGCUCUGUGCUGGAAGCACUGUCUGGAGUGGCCCUCCCCAGAGGCAGUGGUAUCGUUACCAGGUGCCCUCUGGUGCUGAAACUGAAGCAACUCAAGCAGGGAGCAGAAUGGAGAGCCAAGGUCAUCUAUAAGGAUACUGAGAUUGAGAUCUCAGACCCUGCACAGGUAGAAAGGGAAAUCAAUAAAGCCCAGAACUUGAUUGCUGGGGAAGGAUUGCAGAUUAGCUCUGAGCUCAUUAGCUUGGAGGUCAGCUCUCCACGUGUCCCAGACCUGACUCUGAUUGACCUGCCUGGUAUCACAAGGGUGGCUGUAGGCAACCAGCCUGCAGACAUUGAACACAAGAUCAAGAGACUCAUCAGGACAUACAUCCAAAAGCAGGAGACCAUCAACCUGGUGGUAGUCCCCAGCAAUGUGGACAUUGCUACCACAGAGGCCCUGAGCAUGGCUCAGGAGGUAGACCCUGAAGGAGAUAGGACCAUAGGGAUCUUGACCAAGCCCGAUCUGGUGGACAGAGGUGCUGAAGACAAGGUCAUGGAUGUGGUGCGGAACCUGGUGUACCAUCUGAAGAAGGGCUACAUGAUAGUCAAGUGCAGGGGUCAGCAGGACAUCCAGGAGCGGCUGAGCCUGGCUGAGGCUCUUCAGAAUGAGGAAGUCUUCUUCAAGGAGCACCCAUACUUCAGAGUUCUUCUGGAGGAUGGGAAGGCCACAGUGCCCUGCCUGGCAAAGAGACUGACCACGGAGCUCACCUCCCACAUCUGUAAAUCGCUGCCACUAUUGGAAAAUCAAAUAAAUAAGAGUUACCAGAGUGCAUGUGAAGAGCUACAGAAGUAUGGCUCAGACAUACCAGAAGACGACAGUCAAAGGAUGUCCUUUCUGAUGAAUAAAAUCAAGGUCUUCAAUAAGAAUAUCAUGGCUUUGGUACAAGCACAGGAAACCAUAUCAGGGGGAGACAGCCGGUUGUUUACCAAACUGCGAAAUGAGUUUCUUGCUUGGGAUGAUUAUAUUGAGGAACAUUUCAGAAAAAGUUCUCCUGAGAUACAUAGCAAGAUGGAAGAAUUUGAAAAUCAGUAUCGUGGCCGGGAGCUGCCAGGGUUUGUGGACUAUAAGGCAUUCGAGAACAUCAUCAAAAAGCAAGUCAAAGCCCUGGAAGAGCCCUCAGUGAACAUGAUGCACAGGGUCACUCAGAUGGUCCGAACUGCCUUCUCAAAGGUUUCAUCAAACAUUUUUGGUGAUUUUUUAAACCUCCACUGUACUGCCAAGUCCAAAAUUGAAGACAUCAAAUUAAACCAAGAAAAAGAAGCUGAAAAACUGAUCCGACUUCACUUCCAGAUAGAACAGAUCAUCUACUGCCAGGACCAAGUUUACAAGGAAGCCUUGAAGAAGAUCAGAGAGGAGGAAGCUGAGAAACAAAAGGCUAGGGGGUUAAGUACUGCUACCUUUCCAUUUAACUCUCAGUUUCCUCAGAAGGAAUUGACUACCCCUGAGAUGACCCAGCACCUGAAGGCCUACUACCAGGUGUGCAGAAGCAACAUUGGGAGACAGAUCCCUCUGAUCAUCCAAUACUUCAUCCUGCAAACAUUUGGGGAAGAAAUGGAGAAAUCAAUGCUUCAGCUUUUACAGGACACCAAUAAAUGCAACUGGUUUUUGGAUGAGCAAUGUGACACCAGAGAGAAGAAGAAGUUCCUGAAGAGGCGUCUUUUGAGGCUGGAUGAGGCUCGGCACAAACUUGCCAAAUUCUCUGAUUAA
Messenger RNA from Arvicanthis niloticus (Nile rat), 1948 nucleotides. NCBI's taxonomy places the organism in Eukaryota, Metazoa, Chordata, Mammalia, Rodentia, Muridae. The record is from RefSeq and is a predicted model, not a curated record.